GGCGCUGGAAGUUUGUUCGCGGCCGCGGCUGCCGUGUCCGCAACGGGCUAGCGGUCUCAGCAUUGCAUCGCAUCCGAACACAAGCUGCAAGGUCAUGGAAAGCCGAGUUAUUUCACCCGGCCCUUACAGGGCUACGAAGCUGGCUGAACAUCUUCGAUUGGAACAGCCUAGUGAAAAUCGCGUUUUAAACCCGCCCCCCUCUAAACGGCGCCAAAAUCGCGCACACCCGCAGCGCCAGAUUUUCAGCGACACUUCAGUGGAAUGAAUUGAUCAAGCUUUUUAGGGCUGGAAUGCCUCUGAGGAAACAUAGUGUGCGCUUGAAAAAAUACAAUCAAUGUUUUACUGCUUCAGCGGCAGUUGACUGGUUGCAUGAACUGUUGAAAAAUAACAGCAACUUUGGGCCAGAUGUCACCAGACAACAGACUCUGCAAUUGUUGAGCAAGUUUUUGAAGAACCAUGUGAUUGAGGAUGUGAAAGGAAGAUCGGGAGGGGAGAAUAUGGAUGAUAACAGUCAGUUAUAUAGAUUCCCAAUUAUAUCACCAUUGAAAGUUGUUCCUAGCCAUCGUCCAUUUUACCAAAAAAAUACAACGGGAAUGAACAACAAGAAAAAUGACUUUUGUACAUUAUCCAAGACUAAUCCCAAGGAGGUUAGAAGUCCUCAGGUAAAUACCGCGGAAUUGGAUCAGGAGGUUCCAAUGGUCACUUCUGAUGAACACUUGAUGCAUGUCAGACCAGUAACUCAAAGUGACAUUGAAGAAGCUUGGAGAGAAGUUGUUCUUAAUCACCUGCAGAAGAUAUUAGGCUUGGCUUCAUUGGAUGAUGUGUUGGAUUUCUCACAAGUCGUUGCUCAGAAUAUUGUAUGCAAUGUAUGUAACAUCAGCAAACACGGGGUUGUUAUAUUACCAGACAAAUCAGAAGAUCUACCUCAUUGGGUCCUGUCUGCUAUGAAGUGCCUAGCAAAUUGGCCCCGUCACAAUGACCUGAAUCAGGCAACUUACCCAGGUUUUGAGCGAGAUGUAUUUAAAACGGUUGCGGAUUAUUUUCUAAAUCUUCCAGAACCACUACUUACAUUUGAACAUUAUGAACUCUUUGUGAAUAUACUAGUUUUGUGUGGCUAUAUCAUGAUCUCCAAUAAACAACAAGGAAAGCGCAAGAUCUUGGAUGAACUUGGCUGUCCACAGCCAGCAAAAUCACAGUACCUGAACAGCCAUAAAAACUCUUUCAAAUCAACAGAGUGUCUGUUACUCAGCUUAAUUCGCAAAGACAUUUCAGAAAAACCAACACAGCAACAGAAGGAAAUCGGUAUUACUGAGCAUAAACUAUUUCGAAAUGAGCAUUACCUUCAAAAAGGAUGUGCUAGACGUCUAAACCAACAUGCAAAAACCUAUAAGGAAACUGAUAUCGAGGACCAGCUAUUAGGAGGAAGCUGUCAAAACCUAUCUCAUUUAAAAAAUGAUCACAUACAACGCUGUCCAAUCAUGUCAAGACACUACUCAGUAGGGCACAUUGCAAGUGGAGAAAAACUACACCAGCCACUGAGCCAUGUUGACCUGAAUGUGGAAAGGCAACAAAAUAAUACUGAGCCGCAUCAUAAUCAGAGCAUCCAGACCCUCAUUAGUGGUAGACCUAAAUCAGAAUCAUUGUCAAAUCUUUAUCUGGAAAGUGCGAAACAACAAAUUUCCAAUUAUACGUCCAAGUGUAACUCGGUAUUGACUUUGGCUGAAUCCAGAAAUGAACCUUGGACUAAUUAUACAAAUCAAGAAUUGCUCAAUGGAAAAUCAACCAAUUCAAUCAACCAAAAAUCAGUUCAGGGACAUGAUCAACAGAAUCAAGAUUUGCAGUUUGGAAGAUUGCAUUUUAUGAAUGCUAAUUGUCACAAAUUAAAUACAGCAAGUAACUGUAAAAUAUCCAAAGAUGUGGGCAGCUGUUUUAAUAUAAAUGCUCCAAUUGCUGAAGUUACCAUGAAACCCUAUUGUUCGCCUCAGCUAGGAUUAAGACAACCAAACACAUUUAGUUUGGCUAACACAGAGGGAACAGAACAUCUAACUUCAGAUGGAGCUAUGUUUCAGUGUUACAAAUGUACUGUGGAUGGAUCUGAAAAUCACUCUUCAAAAGGUUGCCACUCAACCUCUGCACAAAGUUUACUGCAACCACAUCUGCAGCAGGUUGCUAUAGAAGCUCUUCAAGUAUGUUGCCUCCUUUUGCCUCCACCCAAUCGUAGAAAACUGCAACUACUUAUGCGCAUGAUAUCUCGUAUUAGUCAGAAUGGUGAUAUGCCACAGCUUCAUGAUGCAAUGGGAACAAGGAUGUUGAUGGUUCACACUUUUUCACAUUGUAUAUUACGUUCCAAGAAAGAUGAUGAUCUUAAUGAACUACUAGGUACACGGCUUGUUUCUUUUAUACUGGAUCACCAUCAAGAGAUUCUGCAAGUACCAUCUUACCUGCAGAAUGCUGUGGAAGAUCACAUCAAUCAUCUCCAAAAAGUUCAGAUUAGGUAUCCAUACACAGACAUAAAUUCUCCAGCCCCAAUGUAUACAUUCUGCCAACAGAUAAGCAGUAAAGAAUUUGAAGAGCAAAAGGUUACUGUAUCUGAGUUUGCCAUAACUGAGUUAUUGGAAAAUAUUGUGCAAGACAAGAUAUUAUCAGUUAAAGACAAGAAGAAAAAACUUAAACAAUUCCAAAAAGAAUAUCCGGAAAUCUAUCAAAAUCGCUUCCCCACCUAUGAGUGCGAGAACAAACUCUUCCAGGAUAAACCCAAGAUCAAGCCACCAUUGCUGAUUACAAUGAAGAAACAUCUUCAGAAAAAACAGAACCUCAGGAGUUGAAUAAAACAUCAGUUCAGAAUUUUAACAUUAUUUAAGUCUAUUUGCACAAUUUCUAAAUUCUGUGAGCCAACCAUAUGAAGAAGAUUUCUGUACAUAGAAAAAUCAGAUACAUUGAAAUUCUGGUCAUCGUAAAUAUCGAAGAUUUUCAGACUGUUUAAUUAUUAUUUUUUUAUUUAUGUUCCCCUAUAGAUGAACUACUAGGCAUAUCUAUUUAAAACAUUUAGGGUUUCCUCCUGCAAAAUAUUUAUUCUGCAGUGUUUCAGGAUUACUUUGAAAUAAAAAUUGUGUAUUUAAUGUAACACCAGUCCAUCAACAUAUGACAUGCCUUUUGCCUUGUAGACAACAAGUCAAUCAUACAGCACAGAAACAGGCCCUUCGGCGCAAUUUUUCUAUGCCGACUGAGAUGCCCUAUUAAAACAGGCUCUGCUUGUGUUUGGCUCAUAUCCUUUUAAACCUUUCCUAUUAAUUUACUGUUUAAAUAUCUGUUAAAGGUUUGUUCAACCUGCUUCAACUACCUCCUUUGACAGAUUGUUCCACAUACCCAUCACCCUUUGUGUUCCUAUUAAAUCUUUCCACCGUCACCUUAAACCUAUGUACCAAUGUCCUUUAGUUCUUGAUUCCCCUACCCUACUUGAUUCCCCUACUAAAAGAUUAUCUGAAUCUGCCCUGUCUAUUCCCCCUGUGAUCUUAGACACCUUCCUAAGAUCACCCAUCGUCCUUCUCCACUGCAAGGAAAUUCCUAGCCUGUCUGACCUCUCCCUGUAGGUCAGGCCCUCGAGCCUUGGUAACAUCCUCCUAAAUCUUCUCUGCACUCUUUCCAGCUUAUCAGCAUUCACUGAACAACGGUCAUGCUAUUCAUUAUGAAAGUUCUGACCUAGUUUGAGUUCCCAAAAUAUAAUACCUUGCAUAUAUCUGAAUUAACCAUUCCUCAACCCACUUGUCCAACUGAUCAAGAGCCUGCAGUAAUUUUUUAUAACCAUCUUCGCUAUCUAUGAUACCACCUCUUAUGUUAUCUGCAAACUUACUGAUCAUGCGUCCUACAUUUGCAUCUAAAUCGUUGGUAAGUCUGAUUAAAGCCUUGAUGAAACUGAAUGACAGAAAUGGGUAUUGUUAAAGUAUAUUACACAAUUUUUAAUGUUUUAAAUUUGAAAUGAAUAACCUACCAAAAGUUAUAAUUAUUUUUAUAUAUAUACCAUGAAGGAAAUGUUUGACUCAUUCUAGUUGUAAUAUUGUAGUCCUUAUAUAUAACUGAUCGAAUUUAAAUGAGGAUUCCUAAAGUUAAUUCAUUUUAUCCAUUUAAAAAAAGAAAUGUUUAGCCAACUUCCUGGUAGAUUUCCAUUACUGCCUCUCUUGAUUGUUUUUGUGUGCUUUUGUUGAGUUGAGCGGAUAGUUCUAGCUUAAUAGAUGCUUAAUCAGAUUUCUCAAAUUGGAAAUUGAAUUAUCUUCAAUAGUAAUGCUUUAACCUAGAAUUAUUGUGGUAAUUCUUUCAAAACCUUAGUUGCACACUAUGAUACAAAAUGUUCUAAAUUAAAGACAAGGACAACAAAAGUUGAAGACAUACUUGAGGCAUGUGUGUGCAGACAAAUGCCUGAGUAGCCAAACCCCCUAUUCCGCCUGGCAGUAGUAGGUAAAAUAGAGCAAUUUUCAUGCUGCUUCAUUUAUUCAGCUCGUGUGAUGUCACUUGUAACAUAUUGCAACCACUAUGCCAAUUUUCAAAACUUAGCUGAUGGUUGUUCACCUUGUUCUGUUUGAUAGGUACAUGUGCCUUGCAGUAAAUGUCACAACACACUAUCUCUUCCGUCCGAAAUGAGUUUAAAAACAGUGGAUUAAAUUUGUAGAUGCUGAAACGUAUGACACAGCAAGAUAUUAACACCUCAUAGAAGGUGACUGGAAAUAGAUUGGUUACCCAUGUUAUACGAAAUAAUUUCAAUCAUUCUGAAAACAAAUCCAUAUUUUCAUCCAUACACAACUUGAACGAAAUACAUUUGCAGGUCAUGGAGAGAUUGGCAAAAUGGGACUCAUUGGAUUCCUUUACAGGUAGGAAGUGGCCCAAUGAACUGGAUUCCCUCAUUCCGUGUUGUGCAUAAAGUGUUAACUAGUAAGUUUGUUUUAUUGAGUUAUCCAAACAGACAUUGGCCAUGCUCAUGUAUGUUUGGGUGCAGUCAAUUAUCUUGUAUACCAUCUUCCUAGAAAGGUGUAUUAUUAUAAAAUCUUAAUGCAGAAAAGGGCCAUUCAACUCAUUACCAUAUACCAUCUCAUUUUUUAAAUGACAUUGUUUAGCAUUGCAAAUUGUUUUUUUUCCUGUAAUCCUACAUGUAUGUCUGAUGGUCUUUUCAAAAGUAAUGAGGGAAUUGGAUUCCACCACCUUUCAGGAAGUAUUUUCUGUGUCUUUUCUAGGUCUAUUGGAAAUAAAUUUAAAUUUCCCCCCUGGCUCUUGGUAGUUACUAUUAAAGGCACUCAUUGUGUGGGUGGAUGUCUGUCCUGCUGUGCUACAUCGCAGUGAGAGGAUGUGCAUGGAGCGGCUUGAUCUUGGCUGACAUCUAAGGUCAGCCAAUUUAGUAAUGUGCUGAUGUAGUGGGCUGGUCAAAGUCUGGCAUCUCUUUAUUUUAAAAUUCAGGACUUUCAUUUAGGAUAAUUUGGUAAUUAGCGCACACCAUAAUUUGGUCAGCUCACACCACUUCCCCGAACGCGUAGGCCCUCCACAACGGAAUGACAUGAACAGCACCAUUAAUCAGUUGGUUGUUAUACCCGGUGAAACAUUAUUUGAUGAGCCAUUUGGUGCACAACUUUAAUAAACAAGAAUAACUGAAGUCAAUAACGGGUGAAGGAAGACCCGGUGGCGCGCCCGAGGCCACGCGUGGUGGCAGGCCUGGUUCGCUGCCACGAAGAAGGGCCCAGCGGGUGGCAGCCAUGGGGGAAGCUCGGAAGCUGCUGAGCUCAAUCCCAAACGUUUAAAGGCCAGAAACCUAUUUAGCAGAGGCCUGUGAUGGCUGAUCCUUGGAAUUUCAAGAAAACGUAAUUCUCUUUUGCCUGCCUACCUCUGUCUUCCAUCACUAAACUGAAGUAUCGGAUGUUCCAUAUUGCUGUCAGUUCCUGGAUCUUUACCAUGAGGUCUAUUUUUCACUUUAUCCAAGCUUUCGUGUGCAAUUGAUAUCCUCAAAUUGGUUUGUAAUAUCAACAGUAAUUGUUUCAAAUCACUAUCUGUGUCUAACCAUAUUUUGACAUCUCUUAAGCAUAUGGUGACCUUACUAUGCCACUUUUAUUCUGGCAUUCUUGACACUGGAGGACUGUCCUGACAUAUGCUCCAAGGUUUUGGUGCCUUUCUAUAGCUUGUUGUGCAUCUGCUCGGGUACAGAUUGUACCUCGGUAAGAGUUAAUGGUGAUAUAGUUUCUUGCAAUUAAUCCAAAGGUUUGACAUUAUCUUCCCAGAAGUCUUUGAUCCUAUAUCUUUGGCAUGCCAUGUCUUCAAUUUCUGAUACUCGAGGCCUCUCCAAUUCCCUUAGAUAUUUUGCCAGUGCAGUAAUAAUUGGUGACACUCUUGAUUGUCCUUUCUUUGGAAUUUCUGUACAUCCCAGAGGAUUCCUAGUGAUUUCAACUUUUCCACUUGGUCUUUGUUCUGUUUGCCGAUCAUUUGGAAUGAAGCUCUGAUCACCAUCAUCAGAUUGUUACAAUGAUAUAAUUUUCUUUGCCUUUGCCAAAGGUAUUUGGGUAAGCACAGGCCUCCGUUUUAGUUCCUGGUGUAUUAGUGCAAUCCCCCAUCCACUGCCAUUCAAUAAAGUGGUAAUAAAUUAUUGAGACAAUGAGGGUCUUGAAGAUCUCAAUUGUUUUGUAGGGGCUUCAGUUUACCCUUACCAUUUCUUAAAUUUAAAGUACCAGUUCUAUUUGGUUUCUCCAUCUGAAAGGUCAAUCUAAUCUACAAUAUAUUUUUAAAUCUCCCCGUGCUUGAUGAUGCUUUAACGCUCCAAUUUGUCAAGAAGUUGUAUGUAAAGGUCUUACUGUUAUUAAUCAUAUGGAAACUUGGUUUUUCCUGACAUUAAUCUCACGGCCAGUACUACUGCAAAAGGUCUGGGAGAUUUUGAGGUUCUAGGCUAUUUCAAUGUAGGAGUCACUAAGGAUAACCAUUUCAUGUGAAAAGGUCAGAGUAUACAGCUAAUACUCUGGUUGCCUGACUUCAGCCACACUCCUUUUCCCCAUCUCAAGUGUACAGAUAAGAUGUUCUAUAGCAAUAGUAAAUAGGAUUGAUAAUGAGAUCCCAUUGCUUGACUCCUUGAAGAAAAUGGCAUUGGUACCAACCUCAACCACCGUUGGUGGCUACAUUCAAUAAUAUACCCAGAUAUCUAGAAAAGAACAACAGAUAACAUAAUAUUCUUUAUUCUUUGAAUAUGCAUGUUAUAUUACUGUCCUACUGCAGUUGUACAGUGCCCCAGUGAGACUGCACCUGGAGUAUUGUGUGCAAUUUUUGUCUUUUGAAGAAGGACAUUAUUGCUAUUGAGGGAGUGCAGCAUAAGUUCAUCAGGUUAAUUCCCUGGAUGACGGGACUGACAUGAUGAAAGAAUGGGUCAACUGGGCUUGUAUUCACUGGACUUUAGGAUGAGGGGAUCUUAUAGAAAUAUAUAAAAUUCUUAAAAGAUUGGACAGGCUAGAUGCAAAAAAAAAAUUCCCGAUGUUGGGGGGGGAGUCCAGAACCAGGGGUCACAGUUUAAGAAUAAAUGGUAGGCUAUUUAGGACUGAGAUGAGGAAAAAUGUUUUCAUUCAGAGAGUUAUGAAUCUCUGGAAUUCUCUGCUACAGAAGACAGUGGAGGACAAUUCACUGGAUGUUUCACGAGAUAGUUAGAUUUAGCUCUUUGGGCUAAAGGAAUCAAGGGAUAUGGGGGAAAAGCAGGCUUUAGAUGAUCGGCCAUUAUGAUAUUACAUGGCACUGCUGGCUCGAAUGGCCUACUCCUGCACCUAUUUUUCUGUGAAUUGUAAGAGAUUAGGAAAUUGUUUUCAUAAAUGAUAUGGUUGACCAAAUUCUUUGAUUUUUAUUUUUUUUAAUAUCUUGAGGAAAGGAUUUUUUUUAUUGGCUCUCUGAUUUAGAUUGUAAAAAAGUACAGUACAAGAACAGGCCAUUUGACCCACAAUGUCUAUGUCAAACAUGAUGCCAAGACCAACUCUUAUCUGCCUGCAUAUCAUUCAUAUUGCUCGCUGCAGAUCCAUAUGCCUAUCCAAAGUAUCUUAAAGUCCACUAAAUGCCACUAGCGUAAGCUUUUGUUCCAGCUUUCACUGAUGGCUUACUGAUAUUCUUUAUUGAUGGCUUUACUGAUGUCUGUUGGUUGGAACCAAAGUUCAUCUCCACAAUUGUCCUCUGACUACCUAAUUUAUGGCAUCUGAAUUUGGGAAUAACGUUGGCUGUAUCUGACUGAAGAGUAAACUUAGUUCCUAAUAUAGGUGGUGUUGCAUUCUUUCAAGAUGGUCUGUUUCACAAUUUUCUAUAAUGCAAAGUCAAGUCAACAGUGCAUGCAUUGAGACAAACAAAUUGGAAAAAAAAACAUUUUGUUUAUUUAUUCAUUUUGUUCAUAUAGAUUCUAUGAUGGCCAAUUUUAUUCCACAUCUCAAAAUUUUGUGAAUUAUGUAACGAUGAACUUCUGUUAUAUGAAUGGCCAUAAUACGGAGGUUAUGUGUAGAUGUGAAUAAUGCAACAUUGAAAUAAUAUUUGAAAUAAACAUUUAUAUUUAAACAUUGUAUAUGUUAAUUUUACUCCGUUUAUAAUCUAAAAUAUAUUGAUGUGAAUAUCUUUUAGGAAUAUUGUUCAUCGAGAUCCAAUGUGUAUUUUCUAUUAUUUAUGGUUUGAUAAUGUUUUUAAUCAAUAGCAAUAAUUACUAUUCAGCUUUUUUGUAAUGGAUCUGUAGAUUAAUUAGAAGCAACCAUGUCUGUUUUACAGCAUGUGCAAAAACAUUAAAUGCCAAUAUUGUAAAGAUAAAGCUAAUAUUUUGUUGCAAUAGUUUGAUCUUAAUUGCCUUUUAAAUCAUGGUUAUAUAUUAGUAUAGUUCAGGGGACCUGCACUGUUUUAUAUCUAUGCUCAUCCUGUUUGGAAAGUGGCAUCCAUUCUGUGUACUGUUUGUUAAAUCAUUGUGCCAAAUAGUUUGCAGAACAAUUUAUUAUUUUUUUAUUAGUCGUCUCUAGUUAAAAUUAAUUAUUAUUCCUCAAUUGUACUAGUUCUCAAUUUAGAGUUGAAAGCAAUUACAGCCAGCACAUAGAAUAUAAUUUGUUUCAUUUUGUCCUACAAGUUCAUGACAGUCGGGAUCAUUUACAAUGGUUAAACUGUUUGUUUUUUUUUUGUAUUACAGACUACAUUCUAUUAUUCCACCUCUUGCUGACAUAUACCAGUAGGAAUUAUAAAAUUAUAUAUUUUUUAUUGCAUAUGGAUUAUGAGGUUUUCUUUGCUGGAAAAUAUGGCAUACAGUUUCAGAAGAAUCACCUGCACAUGUAAGGCCAGGAUAAGGAUAAUUCUACGAGCUGUAGUGGGAAAGUUCUGUGAAGAUCAAGAUGGGUUUAGUUGUGAUUUUAUUAAAUAAUGGAAUCGUCUUAAUGACCUAUUUAUUGCACUCCUGUUUAUGUUGCUGUGUUUUGUAAUUGUAAUUAAUUUAUUUAUUAGCCAAGUAUAUAAAAACACACAAGGAAUUUGAUUUGCCAUACAGUCAUACCAAAACGGCAACAGGAUACACAACUACAUAAAAUUUAACAUAAACAUCCACCAAAGCGCACUGUGAUGGAAGGCAAUAACGUAUUAUCUUCUUCCCUCAUUUCCUCCUGCGGUCGGGGCAAUUGAUCCAUCCACAGUCGGGCCGAUCGAAGCUCCCGCAAUCAGGGUGGUCGAAGCUCCUGCGCUUGGAGCUCCCGGUCGAUCGCUAAGGAAGGGAUUGCGAGUUCCAUGAUGUUAAGCCCGCGGUUGGAGCUCCCGCAGUCAAUCCCUGACAAAGGGAUAGCAAGCUCCACGAUAUUAAGUCCGCAGGUUCCUGCAAUUGGAGCUCCCGAAGUCGGUCCCCAGCAAAGGGACUGCCAGCCCCACAAUGUUAGGUAGCAGUGCGGACGGAGAUACGAUACGGAAAAAGUUGCAUCGCCGUCAAGGAAAGAGAUUAAAUAAAGUUUCCCCUUCCACCCCCCACAUAAUAUAAAACUAAAGAUACACUAAAACAUACGUUUAACAACAGACUAAAAACAACAAAAGAAGAGCAGAACAAGACAGACUGUUGGCGAGGCUGCUUCAUCCUAGCUUUGAGGAUGUGUUCAUUUUGAGUUUUGAGAAAGAACUUUUGCCCACAUUCUGGUGCAUUUCCAUACAGGAAUGCUAAAGCUCUGAUAAUGUGGCUCCUGCAGAGCUUUUACGGUACCAAAAUAGUAGACUUUUCUAGUUACAUGGAUAUUAUUCCUAUCAGUAUUUCAACCCACUUUUAAUUCACUGAUUUAAUUGUUAUACAGAAGUGUAAAAUUUUUUAGUGAACAAAGUCAGUUUAGAGACAGAGAGAAACAAAAUCCCAAGGGUUUGCAAAGUGAGCAUGGGAAUGUGAUCCCUGUGAGUCCGGAGUCUAGUCAGCAGGAUUUCCAAAUAGAUUAAUUUUUGAAGUUUUACUCUAUUUGGAAAGUUGGAAAGUGCACUUUUAUUAAUUAGCUACAUUUGCAGCAGUAAUUGUGCAUAAUAUGAAUGGACUGCACAAUUCGUUAUGUAUGUGGUCGUCAAAAUAAAAAAAUAAACAAGGUUGCCUCCGCCACUUGCCUGACUGAUUUUGCAGAUUACUUAAAUGCAUAAUUCUGACAUGACUUCAAUUAAAGCAUUACCUGACUGGUAUUUUAAAUUGGAGAGGAUGAAUGCAUGUGAAAUGAAGGAAGAGAAUUGAAGGGUAUACAUAUUUAUUUGAUUCCAUAAAUUU
Molecule: messenger RNA, 10732 nt
Organism: Leucoraja erinaceus (little skate)
Lineage: Eukaryota; Metazoa; Chordata; Chondrichthyes; Rajiformes; Rajidae
Product: DEP domain-containing protein 1B-like
Exons: 13
Coding region: 291-2825 (844 amino acids)
Biological process (GO): intracellular signal transduction
Source: RefSeq, a predicted model, not a curated record